Grosmannia clavigera kw1407 is the source of this 2346-nucleotide messenger RNA. RefSeq names its product actin-binding protein. The coding region runs from base 1 to 2346 and encodes 781 amino acids. The record is from RefSeq and is a predicted model, not a curated record. Lineage: Eukaryota; Fungi; Ascomycota; Sordariomycetes; Ophiostomatales; Ophiostomataceae. Gene Ontology annotation, molecular function: oxidoreductase activity, acting on NAD(P)H; actin filament binding. The transcript is spliced from 6 exons.
AUGGGCAACCAAGCAGCCUGGAUCGAGGGCAAUGCAGAUCACCCGUUAGUGGUCAAGGAGGCACCCAAGCCAAAGCCAGGCGCCGAUGAGGUGCUCAUCAAGACGGCGGUCGUCGCCAUUAACCCGGUCGACUACAAGCUGCAAGACGCGGGCGCGUACUCGCCAAGCAAGCCGUUUAUCCUCGGCGAGGACGGUGCUGGCAUCGUUGAGGAGGUCGGAGCCGACGUCACGGGUAUCAAGAAGGGCGAUCGGGUGAUUGCCUACGCCGAUGGGCUCGGGUCGAACAAGUCGGCCAACUCGUCUUUCCAGCUGACCUUUGCGGCCACCUCCCGGCUCGUCAGCCCGGUGCCGACGUCGCUGGCGCUGGAGAAGGCCGUCGUGCUGCCGCUGGCGCUGUCGACCGCAGCAGCCGGCCUGUACGACCACACUCUACUGAAACUGCCGCUCCCGGUGGCGGACCCGGCUGCGGUCGUGCAGUCAGGCCGGACGGUCCUCGUCUGGGGUGGCUCCUCGUCGGUCGGCAGCGCGGCCAUCCAGCUGGCCAAGGCGUCGGGUGCGCGUGUCGUCAGCACGGCGUCGCCGCAGAACCAUGCGCUGCUCCGAGCACUGGGUGCCGACGCGGUGUUUGACUACCACGCUGACACGGUCGUCGAUGAGCUGGCCAAGGAGCUCGAGGGCGCUGACUUUGCGGGCGUGUACGACGCCAUCUCGCUGGCUGCGAGCACGGCGGCCGUGGCGGCCGUCCUCGGACGGCUAGACAAGAAGGUCCCGGUAGCCAACGUGCUUCCGACAGACCGGAAGACGGAGCAGUACCAGCCUCAAUUUGUCCGCGCAUCCAACAUCACGUCAGGGGCGCUGGCUUUCAUCAGUGACGGCGUUUGGGGCAAGUUCGUCCCGGCUGCCCUGGCCAACGGGUCGCUGCAGGCCAAGCCGGACGCUCAUGUGAUCGGUCACGGCCUCGACAAGAUUCAGCAUGGCAUCGAUGUGCUGCGCAAGGGCGUCUCGGCACAGAAGGUGGUGGUGACACUCCGCGAAGCCACCAGUUCUUUACCUUCUCAGCACGCAAUCUUCUCUACAAUGGCGCCCCACAACGGCCUCAUGCACGGCACCGAGUACGACAUUGAGGACAGCAAUGUGGAGCUGAUUGGCAGCGAGAUAGACCACCGCGUCAAGUACGCGUCAGCCGCGACGGAGCCGGCCUGGAACGACGGCGUGGUGAGUCGGCAGCCCGGUCUGUUUGUGUGGCGGGUCGAGGAUUUCCAGCUGGUGGCGGUGCCGCCGGCCGACCGGGGCGUCUUUUACGACGGCGACAGCUAUGUCGUGCUGCACUCGUACCGUCUCGGGCCGGCCGACGAGAGCAGUGCCCAGGCGCCGCGGCUGGGCCACGAGAUCUUUUUCUGGCUGGGCGCCCACACGUCGCAGGACGAGGCCGGCACGGCCGCCUACAAGACGGUCGAGCUGGACGAGUUUCUGCGCGGCGCCGCGACCCAGCACCGCGAGCUGCAGGCGAGCCCAUCGGCCGCCUUUCUCGGGCUGUUUCCGCGGCAGCGACUGACGAUCCGACGAGGUGGCGUGGCCACCGGCUUCCGGCACGUGGAUGUGGAGGGGGAACGCGACAAAGCGGUAGGGAGAGCGCCCACGCUGCUGCGCGUGUUCCGACAGCCCGGCGUGGCAGCCGACGGCGGCGUCGUGGUGCACGAGGUCGAGGCGUCGUGGCACAGCCUCGACGACGGCGACGUGUUCGUGCUCGACAGCCCGGCCGACGCGACCGUCUACGUCUGGCAGGGCCGCCGCUGCAGCCCGAUGGAAAAGGCGCGGGCCGCCGACGUGGCCCAGGACCUGCUGACGCCCGCACACGCCGGCAGCGUCCAGGUGUUGGCCCAGGACGAAGGACGAGCCGGCCGUGUUGUCCGGCUGCUGGGGGGCGAAGACAGCCAACAGGGCCAGGCCUUCUCGUCUGCACGCCCCUGGGCUGCUGCGGCCCACGAUCCACAGGACUCCAACGCUCCCGCCAGCUCGGCCUACCCGCAGCGCCUCUGGCGGCUCAGCGACGCGUCCGGCUCUCUCGCCUUUGACCUCGUCCGCGAGACCACGGCGGGCACCUCCGUCGACGAGCUCGACGGCCAGGACGUCCUCCUCUGGGACGACGGCGGCCGUCAGAUCUGGGUCUGGGAGGGCCGUGGUGCCAGCCCGGCUGAGCGUGCUCAUUGGCUCCGUGUGGCCCAGGCUUACGUGCGGCAGCUCGUCGGCGAGCGCGGCCGCCAGGCCGCCCAGACACCCAUCGCCAAGGUCCGCCAGGGUUACGAGAGCCCGGCCUUUUUGCACUCGCUGCAGGCCUGUCGAUAG